This is a messenger RNA of Ostrea edulis (European flat oyster), 7311 nucleotides long. RefSeq lists its product as uncharacterized. Gene Ontology annotation, cellular component: plasma membrane; cytoplasmic vesicle. The record is from RefSeq and is a predicted model, not a curated record. The transcript has 17 exons. Lineage: Eukaryota; Metazoa; Mollusca; Bivalvia; Ostreida; Ostreidae. The coding region runs from base 1864 to 4038 and encodes 724 amino acids.
AAAAUAUUGAUUAUAUGAGUUCAUACGGAGUCUGUGAUAUUUAGCUCUGGCACACGCAAAGUUGUUUUUGGUUCAGUUUUCUGCCUGUUUGAUUAUCAGUUGGAUUAUUAGUAAGUAUAUCAUAGUAAGUAAGUAAAUUUUAUCUAAAGUCGGGGCUAUAUUACAUAGAAAUCCAAACGUUAUGUGUGGGCCACAAGGUGGCCCCCAGAGCCCCUGACUUAUAAUGUUGCCCCCCCCCCCCCCCUCCUCUCCUAACCACAAUUCCUGGAUCUGCCCCUGCCAUCCUAAAACAUUUUAGGGAAAAACACCAAAGAAACUUUAGCUAUCAAUCUUAAUUGUAAUGUUUUAUUUUGAUAACUUUAUUAUAGAUGUAAAAUUUUAUGUCAUACUGUCAUUUUAUUUAAUUGUGUUUUAUUGUUGCAUUCAAUCUUAUCUCUACCCUUGUAAAGCACCUUAGAGUAAUUUGUUUUAUAUGAGGCACUAUAUAAAUUUUAUUUAUUAUUAUUAUUUUCAUUUAAUAUGCAAAUUAAGCAAUCGUGAGUCACAGGAAAUGAUUGCUAAUGAAGGUGAUAGUAAAACUGGAAGGAUUUUUUAAAUUUAAUUAGAUCACUUCUCAAGGCCUAGCUGAAUUUUUAGCUUAAAGUUUAAUUGCAUGUUGGUUAGAAGCUUUAUGGACCAAACUUGGUUUGAAGGAUUUUUUAGCAAGAUAUUCAAGUUUGUUCAAAUGAAGCCACAAUUGCUUCAAAAGGGAAUAAUUCAGAAAUAAAAUUAAGAAAAUGAUAUGAGGAUACUUGCUCAGUAUUGUAGAAAUAAUAUCAUUUUCUUGUAGAUGUAACCCCCCCCCCCCCCUUUAUGUUUAGGUGGAGCUGUAUUAAUUAUGGGUGCUAAAUAUCUUGAUUAUGUGAAUAAGAAUUUUCUUCUUAGGAUGCCAUGAAUGCAAUCUGUCAGUAAGUAUGUCUGAAGACAUGCAUUCAUUCUUAGUAUUUUUGUUGUGUAGAUAUUCAGCCUGGCUUCUGCAGAUGUAAGGAUGAGAGCACAAUAGGCCUAUUAAGGGUUCAAAGUUUAUAGACAGUGGCAGAUCUAGACUCUACUGUAAGGGGGGGUGGUGGUGAUUCCCUGUGAAAAUUUUAAAAAGAUUGAUUUAAAAUCGUGCAUUUUAGACUGAAAUUCUUGUUCCUUCUUCUUUCAUUUAUAGUCACAACAUCCAUUAUAGAAUUUAAAAGAAAAGUAAUAAACUAAUGACUUGUUGAUUCCCCAAAAAAAGAAGAAAAAAGAAAGUAGAGCAGGGGGGGGGGGGUUAAAAAAAAACAACAAAUCUGCCACUGUUAUGUAGGAAAACAGUUUUUGUUAAAGAGCAAAAGAAUGAUAAAAAUAUGCAAGAAAAAAAGUUUGGAUCCCUGAGGAUGGAGUAUAGACUAUUAUAAAGACUUUAGGAUGCUCUUUUGAUUAAUUAAGAUAUAAAAAAAAAGAUGAACACUAUGAAAGGAACUAGCAUGUUGUAAGAAACUUUAUUCCAUCCAAAACCGUAUAAUAAAUAACUUCAAACAGUCAACAGUGCAACAUGAUUUAGAGUUUGACAAAAUCCUGCAGGCUCUGUUAUGCAUUGAUGGUACUUCCCUUGUUCUGGUUUUUAGGUAUGUGUAAGUCUUUUUCUGGAAUAUGAAUAUUCUGAACCUUUCUGAUUUGAAACAGAAUCUGCCCAUGCGAGUAUAUUUGUGGCGCCACUGUGUCAAAGUGGACGAAAAAUUGAGGAACGAGUUAUUUUGUUAUAUAAAGCAUCACCAGAACAACUUACUGUGGAUUUGCUACUUCCGGGUUACGUUUCGAACAUUAAAAUUGAUCGAAUAAUCUUGUAAAUGUCCCAUGUUGGACUCUCAGGGAAAUCUUGACGUCGGAUUCAAACCCUCGAAGAAAAUGAAAAAGCGUCGAGAACUGGACGCUUUAGUAGGAAGUGGCAAAACUCGUCGAAAGACGAAAAAUGGUCAUGAACUACUGCGUACCGAAUCUGAUUCGUCCGAAGUAGACGAAUUUUUGAUAUCGGAUCGAAAGUCUUUAAUGAGACAGGGCCGAGUGUCAUGCUGUUCCACCUGUGUGUCUGUGUUUGGAUUUUUUAUGGUUGUCACUUGUUUCAUUUUAACUGGUGCCUUGUUGUACAUGCAUUUUCAACUCAAAGAAAAUGUCGAAAAAAUCAGAGAAGAGAUUAAUGCAGUAAAAGAUACUGGUCCACAGACCACCGCUGAUGACUUGCAGCAACAAGUUCAGAAAAAUAUCCAAAAGACACUAGUCAAUGUAACCAAGAGCCCACAGGAAAUAGAGGCCCUGAAACAGCGUAUUACAACCCUUACUAGUAAAGUUGACAGCCUAAGUACAGCCAUAUCAGCAGUAAGCAAAGUCCAGCCAGGCAGUCAACAGAUAGUGAAGGAAGUCAAUGAACUACACUCAGAAAUCCCAAUUAUAUCAAAAACUGUAGCCAAUUUAGGAGUUGAUGUGAAAACAAUGAAGUCAACAGUGGAUGAAUUAUUAGAAUACAAGAAAACUGUUGAAAAAGAACUAGCAGACAUGAAACUCCAGCAGAGUGGAAAGUCAGUCAGUGGUGGGCGUGAAGCUGGAGGAAGAGAGACAUCACCACAUGUUGACCUUGACACAGAUUCGGUGACCAAACUGCAAAAUAUGGGAGAUAUGAUACAAGUAGUCAACAACUCUCUGUGGUCGGAGCUGCCAAAAAUUCGAUCCAGACUGUCAAGUCAUGAGGCUUUCCUGGGGGUUCUGCAGAAUGUCACUGCUAGCAUGCAGAAAGAUUUAAAAGCUUUGACUGGAGACCAUUCCUCAAUAUUAAAGGAUCAUAGCAACAUGGAUCAUGGUUCAGGGGGAGAAACUGAGCAGACCAAGCUCCUCAUCCAUCAAGUGUUAGAUGAUAUGGGUCUUGCCAACCAGACCAAUCCCUCAAGAUCGUUGGACAGUUUGACAGUGAAGAUAGACAACAUUACAGCCACUGUUAAUUCCCUUAGGGAUCAAUACAAAAUGAUGAAAGAAUCUGAAGGUGGAACAGGUUCCGUGGAUACAGCUUCUAUGCAAACAAGUCUGCAGGCUCUGAACAUGUCUGUUGAAUCCCUGAAGACUGACUUCAACACUCUGAUGACUAAAGUCACCAAGCACUCAAAUAUGCUGAUCAACUUGUCCAAGAUUGUGGAAGUUUUACAACAUUUCUCUACGACGCUCGACAAGGACCACAGAAAUAUACUCUCUGGCCAGUCUACUACAUCUAUUUCUCCAAGUCCUGGCUUUCAACCGACAUCUAGAGAGGUGGAAACUCCCAGUGUUAAACCAACAACAAGGAAGGGGGAAUCUUCUUCUACUAAACUGAAAACAGAAGCAGCAGUGCCAACAACACCUAUCUCAACAACGAAGGGAAAACAGAGUACAGAAAAUAAGCCCCCACUGGCACAAACAGAUGGUCACCUCACUCUCACGUUACCGGUGAAGGAAAUCCCACUCAAUGGAAUCAACAGCACAGAUGAUAAAGGCAUCAUGCUCUACCAUUGGGAACAAAUUGGAGGCCAUCCUCUGGAAAUUGCUCAGACAGAUGAAGCUGCAACAGCCGCCUCUGGAGACAUUGUGGCUGGACAAUACAUGUUUGAACUCCAGGUGUGGGAUGAGGAGAACCUCUCCUCCACCAUGAAACUGUUUGUGGAUGUGGAGGAUGAUGGUAAGAAAGUUGAUGGGCAUUUAGUCAGUUCUACAGCCAGUGUGAAACCAACGGCAAUAGCACCAAAAUUUCACAGAUACAUAAAUAUGUCCCUUGUGAAGACAUAUGAAGAUUUGGAUGUAGGAGUUCGGCGUUGGGACAGAAAUGGAGAUGGACUAGUCAAUGCACAGGAUCUCCCCGAUUAUAUGGGUGACCCACCCAAACCAAAGCAGCUGGAGAAGUUUGACUUCAAUCGUGAUGGGCUUUACAGUAUAGAUGAACUGGCAGUAGCUCUGGGGUUCCAGCCAUGGCCUAAAGACCAGCCAGAGCCCCAAGAUGAUGAGAAGCAGUAGAGUGUUGUUGAUGCAGCUUGCACGAUGAUGGUAACAUUCACAUUUAACAUUCCUGCAUGAAGAUAUUCCAAGUCUUCUGUGAAAAAUGAGAGCUUGUACAAUGAGCAUUGAGGAUUGAUGAUUGUCUGUGAUAUCUUAUUUUAAUUUAAUCACGUUCCACUCACUUUGAUUAUUAUUUAGCCCUGUGACUUUUAGUUUUGUGUUUGAUACAGCAGUGAAAAUAAAAAAAAAAUUCAUUACCGUGUACAGUUAAAAACACUGACAAAAAAAUUAUGCCAGAGAAUUACAAGUUAUAUAUAUUAGAUAAUAUGAUGAUUUACAUGUAACAUUAUGAAAUAAUGGGUUAAUUAAAGUAGAAUGCAGGUAGUGUAUUAGGUUGGAAUUUGAAUAUGUGUACAUUUUAAUUUAAGUGGUAUUACGCCCCUCCGCCUCGUCCUGUCUCUGGGUCCACUUGUAUCCUCCCCAAGUACUUGUAGCUGAAUGUUGUUUAUUUUAAGAACUGACAUUUAAUUGUAUAUAUGAACAAAUUUUUAAAAACAUUCUUUUUCGAAGCUUAUCCGGGAUACAAUAAGAAGUUUCUUGUGUGCCAUGAUUUUUUACAGUAUUUUGGGUACUAUCAUGUAUCUUUGGUUAUUGCUUUAAGUAUUAUUUUUUUUAAGUGUAUAAAGUAACACGGCCAUUUUUGGCUUACCUAAAGAUAUGAAAUUCCUGUAAAAUCACCCCUAGUAGUGUGUAGUUUGUGAGAAAAACAAAAAUAGAAAUUUCAUAAGUAGGGUCACACCGAAAUCCUGAUGAAUUUUGAUACUUUCCAUGCCUGCAUUACACGAUCAGCAAGUCUAUAAACGUGUUUGAGUUGUGUGGCAUUGUGUGUCUGUUGAGAAAUGUCUGCCUUUUGAUAACCAGGACAGGUUAUGAGAAUGUCUUUAGUGAUGGGAAAAUGCAUAUGGGUAUGAAUUUACAUAAAAUUGUAAAAAAAAAAAAAAAAUGUGUUUUAUCUAGUGAAUUUUUAUCAUAAAUCAAGGAAUGAAAAUAGCCAGUCAUAUCACAGUCAUCCAAGUGUGGUGUUUUCUUCUUCUAUUUUCAAGGAUUUUUCAGUUUGAGGCAUUUCUGCUGCUUUUUUGAUAAAGAAAGAUGAAUGUUGCAAAAAACAAAAACAAAUUGUGAUUGGAUGUAUGGUGUUUGAUGAUGACUAUAAAACUUCUAAGGUGUAAGGUCUGAUCCAACUUUUUAAAUCCUGGGGUGUUUCCAAUGGAGACGUGAUUGAAUUUUUUCGACCACCAGUUAAGCACAUCUAAAUGGAUAUUAAAAAUGUUACCCCGAUUUGGUUGUUAGGUGACUUAAAUGUUACCAAGCCCAUAUUUGUGCUUCAGAUUUUUUACAUUGUGCAAAUUUUCUAUUUAGUUUUGUAAUGAAAACACAGCAAAAUUUAACUCUUGAAUGAUUAUUUUACACUAGAAUUAAAGAACAACUUCAUUGUGUUUCACAUUGUUAUGAAUAUCAAAAUGAACAGAAAAUGUACAAACGUAUGUAUAUUUCAUGAACAUCGAUUUAGUUACAAACUUGUAUAUCUGUGAUUUUGUUGUGCCAAUAUCUAUUCACCCUACAUUCGAUUAUGUGUAUCAUUCAUUUAGAAGCCGCUUUGUAUUUAUAAAUGUAUCAUUUGUGUUGUUUUAGAAAUAUUCAUGUUGUUUCAUAUUGUCCUGGCCAGGAAGGAUGUUAGCACAGAUAUAUUUUUGUACUUAUUUCAUGAUUUUCUUAAUACAUUGAACUUUUUUGUUGGUUGCGAGUCGUUACCGGCAACAUUAUUUAUUUGUCCCCAAUUAUCACAAUGAAAAAUUUCAUGUUUAAUCUGUUUACAUACUCGCUACAUCAAAUUGCGAACUAUGUGAGCAAAGCAAAGGAUUUUAUUCUAAUUAAAUUGCAAUUAUUAGAGGGUGACUUGUAGGUGUAUAUAGUGCUUAAGAGCUUUUUAGCUGUGAUGAAUAUUCCUAAAAGUUCAAAGAUGAUAAUAGCAAGUGACUUUAUCAUGAAUUAAUGCAAUGUACUAGUAAAAUAAAAUCUAGGACAUUUUAUAAGACAUUGCAUUUUAAUAGGAACACGUGUCUCAAAUCAUGGAUAGUUUUGUGAACCUUUUCAUUUUUCUAAUAAAUAAAUUUUGUAAUAGUUUUCAUGUAAAGAAAUGCAGUUGAAUAUCUCAAAUACCAUGGACAUGUUGCAAGUCCCAACUAUAUUUUCUUUAAUGUAUUUUAACAUCAAUAUCUCAAACCCUUGGGUAUCUUGAGGUUUUUUAUCAGCUCCAUACAGGUUUGACUGUAAUGGAUUUCCUGCACCAGUACAGUAAUUAACGCAAUCCUUUUCCACAGUAUGCAUGAAUACCAAGCAGGCUACAUAUCAGAGAUAUAUAAUCUGCUAGUUUUCCCAACGUAACUUUUGUAACUAUUAAAUCCCAUAAUCGGCUGUUUAUUUUACACCUAUCAUGUAUAAAUGAAAUACUGGUUGCUUGCAAACUUUUGUCAAGCCUUUGAUUUUGUAUGAUAACCAUUACUGACUUAUGAGAAGAACAUUUAUAUAUUGCACUACUGUAUUAACAUUAAUGUUUCAUUUAUAUAUUGCACAACUGUAUUUACAUUGAUGUUUCAGAUGUUUUGCAGCUAUCCAUUCAGAUUGAAUGCAAAUUUGCUCUGUUGUAAUGUGAGUUACUGGUAUUUUUAUCUAGUGUUAGUGCUUGACUUCAGAUGCUUUAAUACUGGAGUUUUCAUCUAGUCUUUGCAUACUGGGAUAUGACGAACAUGUUUUUGUUAACUGAUCAUAAAAAACAUCUAACAUUUCUAUCAUGAAAGAUGUUAAAAAAGGUUAUCCUACGUGAAAUUUAGAAAUCCAGGUUACACAGGUUACAUCUAGUUCUGGGAGUAUUGUUUAUAGAAAAUCGAGAUUUUAGCAAACAUUAGACUAAUAUCUGUUGAAAAUCACCAUAGAGUAACAUAUCAAAUAGAGUAAAAUCAUAGUAAUUAGUAAACCAGAAAUGUGGGGGUUUUUUCCUAUCAUAAUUCAUGUAAAAUUUAAAAAAAAGCUGGUAGCCAUUUCAUUUUAUCACUUAUCCAUUUGCAAUUUGUCGGACUAUGGCAUAUAAUUGUUAAACAGAAUCGUUUUUACACUGGUAAAAAUGACAUUGUAAUACCUAUAUUCAAAUUUAUUUAUAUGUACUGUUUUGUUUUAUACAAUAUGUUGACUGGUUCACUUUUUUGUAUAGGUAAUAAAUUUUCAUAGAAUGUU